AUACAAUAGUUAAACAAAAUAAAUCAAAUACAAAAUGAGCAAGUUCGCCUGGGUUACCUUGACGACAAAUGAUAACUAUGGGCUGGGCGCUCUGGUGUUGGCACAUUCGCUCAAGCGUGCCGGCACCGCCCACCAGCUGGCUGUGCUGGUGACGCCCACCGUCUCGGAGGCGAUGCGCGACAGACUGAAGGACGUGUACAAUGUUGUACAAGAGGUGAAUGUCCUUGACUCACAGGAUGCUGCCAAUCUGGCACUUCUCGCCCGCCCCGAACUGGGCGUCACCUUCACAAAGCUCCACUGCUGGCGUCUGGUGCAGUUCGAGAAGUGUGUCUUCCUCGAUGCAGAUACGCUGGUGCUGAAGAACUGCGAUGAGCUGUUCGAGCGUGAGGAGCUCUCCGCUGCUCCAGAUGUCAGCUGGCCGGACUGCUUCAACUCGGGCGUCUUUGUGUUCACACCCAGCGUGGACACCUUCACCAAGAUCACAGAGUUUGCCGUGCAGAACGGCAGCUUCGAUGGCGGCGAUCAGGGUCUGUUGAAUCAGUACUUUGGCGACUGGGCGACCGCAGAUAUCAAGAAGCAUUUGCCAUUUGUCUACAACGUGACGGCCUAUGCUUCCUAUUGCUAUUUGCCCGCAUUCAAACAGUUCAGAGAUAUGAUUAAGAUUUUGCAUUUCGCUGGCAAACUGAAGCCAUGGCUCAUACAGUUCAACUCUCAGACAAAGACCGCGGCCACGCCCAACGAAUAUGCCCAUGCGCAAGACCUUAUCCAACACUGGUGGACCAUCUUCUGUGAUAAUGUGCAUCAGUCUCUGACCGACAAUAUGUGUCUCUGCUUGAACAUAACGCACUCGUCGAGCUAUGCUGAAUAUACUUACGAUAUGGACAGCUACUAUCAUGAGCAAGAGCAACAACAACAACAACAUCAACACCAUCAGCAACAGCCACAGCAAUAUGUGCCGCAUGUCCGUGAAUAUCGUGAUCCCUGGGCAGAUUACUAUGAGCAAGUGGAGCGACAACAAAAUGAACCCGAACCACAAGCCGAACCCGAGCCCGAACCCGAACCACAAUUCUCUCCGCAUGAGCAGGUCGAGAGAAGAGGAAGUUGGAGCCAGUGUCAGAGCGAUGCAUGCCCCAGACCCAUAUCACCAUCACCUCAAGCACCACAAGCGCCACACGCACCUCAAGCACCACCACCGCCACCACCACCACCACAAGAACAACAACAAACAAUAACAACCACUGCCAAUGAAGAGUACAUAGCAAUAGAUGUAAAUAAUAGCAAUGAGCAAGCGCAAGCACAAGAACAACCCACCCACGAACCACACACGAACCACCACCCAACGACACAAACUACCUCAAAUCACAAAACACAAACUGAAGAAGCCGCAGAAGCCGUCGAAGCUGAGGCUGGCCUCGCCGGCGCGUUGGCGCAGCUGCGCAUCGGCGUGCAGCGCACACCUGAACAGGAGCAAUACGAGAAUCUGAUGCGCCGCCAGUGCUGGGAGUCGGGACAGAUUGAUUAUGCGGGCGUCGAUGCGUUCGACAACAUCUGGAAGAAGAUAACCCAGACGCUGGAGGCCAAGCCGGAUAAGGAGGCGGAAACUGAUAACGAUAACGAUAACGAUAACGAUACCGAUAACACGCUAGGCUUUAAUCAAUUGCUAACUAAAACCGCAAAUAAACUGCUGCAGCAGCAGAAGUCAACAAAUGAAGCCAAGAUUGAGCCUCCCAGCUCCAGCUCCAGCCUCAACCUCACUCCCAGCUCCAGCUUAAGCUUGCCAACUAAUCAGGGCUCAAGUGGCAAGGCAGAGGUCAAAGCCAGCCCCGCAGCCGCCACAACUAACAAACUUCCAACUAAUGCACAGAAAACACCAGCAGCUGCUGUGGAACAGCAAUCAACCAGGGCAGCCGCAACAGCAACUUCGACAAUAACAACAUCGACAGCAACAACAACAACAACAACGAAGCCACAUCGUGCCCAGGCAGCGGCAGCAAUACCGGCAGCAACACCGCCAGCACCGCAACCGGCCCAACAACAUAUCCUGCAGCAGAAUGCGGCACCCACCAAGCCGAGCAGGCAGAAGGCGUCGCGUAAGUUUAAAUAACAAUUACUGCAACUGCUGAUGCACUACAGCUGCCUGCCGCAACUGGCGACGAGGACAGCGCUGCUCCGAUUCACCCUGCGACUGGAUGGCGACAACGAAUCUGAACAUCUGCCGGAGCCGGUGCAUGUCUAGGCCCAGCAAGUACAACUACAGUAGAGCCCUAAUCAUAACAAAAGUAAAACGACAAGAAAAUGCUGUACAAAUGUUGCUUAAACGAAUUUUAAAACAACAAA
Messenger RNA from Drosophila mojavensis, 2337 nucleotides. RefSeq names its product glycogenin-1 (gene Gyg). The record is from RefSeq and is a predicted model, not a curated record. Gene Ontology annotation, molecular function: glycosyltransferase activity. The transcript is spliced from 7 exons. Bases 35 to 2104 code for a protein of 689 amino acids. Gene Ontology annotation, cellular component: cytoplasm. NCBI's taxonomy places the organism in Eukaryota, Metazoa, Arthropoda, Insecta, Diptera, Drosophilidae.